UAAAAAAGGAAGCCAUAUCUUGCAAAUCUAAGUGAAAAGCACGCGCUUUCCUCCAAUAAAAAACGCCAACCUCACUGCUCUUUCCCCACCAAUCACCCUGCAUUUCCGCUCCUCCACUACCCUUCCGACAGGAGCAAGAAAAACGUUCUAAAACUUAAACAACACAAAUCUUCCUUAAUUUCUCAAAAACACCAGGCACAUACAAAAACGCACAAAUAAUGAGAGAAAUCCUUCACAUUCAGGGAGGCCAAUGCGGCAACCAGAUCGGCGCCAAGUUCUGGGAGGUCAUUUGCGAUGAGCAUGGAAUUGACCAAACCGGAAAGUACAGCGGAGACUCCGAACUCCAGCUCGAGCGAAUUAAUGUUUAUUACAAUGAGGCCAGCGGGGGGAGGUACGUUCCACGCGCUGUUUUAAUGGAUCUCGAGCCGGGCACCAUGGAUUCUGUCAGAUCCGGCCCGUUUGGACAGAUAUUCAGGCCUGACAAUUUCGUUUUCGGACAGUCCGGGGCUGGGAACAACUGGGCUAAGGGACACUACACGGAGGGAGCUGAGUUGAUAGAUUCCGUGCUUGAUGUUGUCCGCAAAGAGGCCGAGAAUUGCGAUUGCUUGCAAGGAUUUCAAGUCUGUCAUUCUUUGGGUGGAGGCACGGGUUCUGGUAUGGGCACGCUUCUCAUUUCCAAGAUCAGGGAGGAGUAUCCAGACCGCAUGAUGUUGACAUUCUCAGUUUUUCCUUCCCCGAAGGUAUCGGACACUGUUGUUGAGCCAUACAAUGCUACCCUGUCUGUUCAUCAACUUGUUGAGAAUGCAGAUGAAUGUAUGGUUUUGGAUAACGAGGCUCUGUACGAUAUUUGUUUUCGUACUCUCAAGCUUUCAACUCCGACUUUUGGUGAUCUCAACCACCUGAUUUCUGCUACAAUGAGUGGUGUCACCUGCUGUCUGCGGUUCCCUGGACAGCUCAACUCUGACCUGCGGAAACUUGCGGUUAACCUUAUCCCAUUCCCACGGUUACAUUUCUUCAUGGUUGGGUUUGCACCCUUAACGUCCAGAGGCUCCCAGCAGUACCGGGCUCUUACAGUUCCUGAACUGACCCAACAAAUGUGGGAUGCCAAGAACAUGAUGUGUGCUGCUGACCCACGUCAUGGUCGCUAUUUGACUGCUUCAGCCAUGUUCCGUGGUAAGAUGAGCACCAAAGAGGUCGAUGAACAGAUGAUCAAUGUCCAGAACAAGAAUUCAUCCUACUUUGUCGAGUGGAUUCCAAACAAUGUUAAGUCUAGUGUGUGUGAUAUCCCGCCGAAGGGUCUGAAAAUGGCAUCUACGUUCAUUGGAAACUCAACCUCAAUUCAGGAGAUGUUCAGGCGUGUUAGCGAGCAAUUCACUGCUAUGUUCAGGCGUAAAGCUUUCUUGCAUUGGUACACUGGUGAGGGAAUGGACGAAAUGGAAUUCACCGAGGCAGAGAGUAACAUGAACGAUCUUGUGGCCGAGUACCAACAAUACCAGGACGCUACUGCCGACGAUGAGGAAUACGAGGAAGAAGAAGAGGAGGAGGAGAUUGCAGGUUAAGGUGUCUUAUAAUUAUUUCUAUCAGAUAUCCAAAUCUCUUGAUCUGUUAGGAUCUUUUCAGUGAGUGAUUGGUGAACUUGUCAUCAAUGGAUCAAUUAGAUUCAUAGUUUAUAUGUAUGGUAUGAUUUGUGCAUUGUAUUUGAGAUGGGCUUUUUGUUCAUUCAUGUUAAUGAUGAAUGAAUGUUUUGAUGCUA
Olea europaea var. sylvestris is the source of this 1753-nucleotide messenger RNA. Its product is annotated as tubulin beta chain-like. Gene Ontology annotation, biological process: microtubule cytoskeleton organization; mitotic cell cycle. The coding region runs from base 219 to 1559 and encodes 446 amino acids. Gene Ontology annotation, molecular function: structural constituent of cytoskeleton; GTP binding; GTPase activity. The record is from RefSeq and is a predicted model, not a curated record. The transcript is spliced from 3 exons. Gene Ontology annotation, cellular component: microtubule; cytoplasm. Lineage: Eukaryota; Viridiplantae; Streptophyta; Magnoliopsida; Lamiales; Oleaceae.